Molecule: messenger RNA, 1800 nt
Organism: Procambarus clarkii (red swamp crayfish)
Lineage: Eukaryota; Metazoa; Arthropoda; Malacostraca; Decapoda; Cambaridae
Source: RefSeq, a predicted model, not a curated record
AUGGAGAGUGAAGUGUUGAGGUCGUCCUCCACCUGUGUGUUGGUCAGUGUUGAGGUCGUCCUCCACCUGCGUGCCACCUACCAGCCCUCGUCCUCCACCUGCGUGCCACCUACCAGCCCUCGUCCUCCACCUGCGUGCCACCUACCAGCCCUCGUCCUCCACCUGCGUGCCACCUACCAGCCGUCGUUCUCCACCUGCGUGCCACCUACCAGCCGUCGUCCUCCACCUGCGUGCCACCUACCAGCCGUCGUCCUCCACCUGCGUGCCACCUACCAGCCGUCGUCCUCCACCUGCGUGCCACCUACCAGCCGUCGUCCUCCACCUGCGUGCCACCUACCAGCCCUCGUCCUCCACCUGCGUGCCACCUACCAGCCCUCGUCCUCCACCUGCGUGCCACCUACCAGCCGUCGUCCUCCACCUGCGUGCCACCUACCAGCCGUCGUCCUCCACCUGCGUGCCACCUACCAGCCCUCGUCCUCCACCUGCGUGCCACCUACCAGCCCUCGUCCUCCACCUGCGUGCCACCUACCAGCCGUCGUCCUCCGCCUGCGUGCCACCUACCAGCCCUCGUCCUCCACCUGCGUGCCACCUACCAGCCCUCGUCCUCCACCUGCGUGCCACCUACCAGCCCUCGUCCUCCACCUGCGUGCCACCUACCAGCCCUCGUCCUCCACCUGCGUGCCACCUACCAGCCCUCGUCCUCCACCUGCGUGCCACCUACCAGCCGUCGUCCUCCACCUGCGUGCCACCUACCAGCCCUCGUCCUCCACCUGCGUUCCACCUACCAGCCCUCGUCCUCCACCUGCGUGCCACCUACCAGCCGUCGUCCUCCACCUGCGUGCCACCUACCAGCCGUCGUCCUCCACCUGCGUGCCACCUACCAGCCCUCGUCCUCCACCUGCGUGCCACCUACCAGCCCUCGUCCUCCACCUGCGUGCCACCUACCAGCCCUCGUCCUCCACCUGCGUGCCACCUACCAGCCGUCGUCCUCCGCCUGCGUGCCACCUACCAGCCCUCGUCCUCCACCUGCGUGCCACCUACCAGCCCUCGUCCUCCACCUGCGUGCCACCUACCAGCCCUCGUCCUCCACCUGCGUGCCACCUACCAGCCCUCGUCCUCCACCUGCGUGCCACCUACCAGCCCUCGUCCUCCACCUGCGUGCCACCUACCAGCCCUCGUCCUCCACCUGCGUGCCACCUACCAGCCGUCGUCCUCCGCCUGCGUGCCACCUACCAGCCCUCGUCCUCCACCUGCGUGCCACCUACCAGCCCUCGUCCUCCACCUGCGUGCCACCUACCAGCCCUCGUCCUCCACCUGCGUGCCACCUACCAGCCCUCGUCCUCCACCUGCGUGCCACCUACCAGCCCUCGUCCUCCACCUGCGUGCCACCUACCAGCCGUCGUCCUCCGCCUGCGUGCCACCUACCAGCCCUCGUCCUCCACCUGCGUGCCACCUACCAGCCCUCGUCCUCCACCUGCGUGCCACCUACCAGCCCUCGUCCUCCACCUGCGUGCCACCUACCAGCCCUCGUCCUCCACCUGCGUGCCACCUACCAGCCCUCGUCCUCCACCUGCGUGCCACCUACCAGCCGUCGUCCUCCGCCUGCGUGCCACCUACCAGCCCUCGUCCUCCACCUGCGUGCCACCUACCAGCCCUCGUCCUCCACCUGCGUGCCACCUACCAGCCCUCGUCCUCCACCUGCGUGCCACCUACCAGCCCUCGUCCUCCACCUGCGUGCCACCUACCAGCCGUCGUCCUCCGCCUCAGUGCAGCGUCACCAGCACACAGUGUGAGGACUGA